This is a messenger RNA of Ostreococcus tauri, 321 nucleotides long. RefSeq names its product Ribosomal protein S21. Gene Ontology annotation, molecular function: structural constituent of ribosome. The record is from RefSeq and is a predicted model, not a curated record. Gene Ontology annotation, cellular component: ribosome. The transcript is spliced from 3 exons. NCBI's taxonomy places the organism in Eukaryota, Viridiplantae, Chlorophyta, Mamiellophyceae, Mamiellales, Bathycoccaceae. Gene Ontology annotation, biological process: translation. The coding region runs from base 1 to 321 and encodes 106 amino acids.
AUGGCGUUCUUGCUCGCUUCGAACAUCUUCGCCUUCAAGGGCGCGUUCCAGGCGGAGGUGACUGUGGGUGAGAACGAGAACGCGGAGAGCGCGAUUCGACGAUUCAGAAAGGCGGUGAUGUCUUCCGGUCACAUCCAAGAGACCCGACGCCGUAGGUACUUUGAGAACAAGCAAGACAUCCUCAAGCGCAAGCAGUCGACGCCGCGCAACAAGAAGGGUGGUAAGCCGAAGACGGCCGCGCAAGCGAUCGCGGAAAAGGAGGCGGCUGCGUUGAAUCAGGGUCAGGGUCAGCGCGCCGGUGGUCGCCGCUUCAACAACUAA